CCCACACCAGUCAACAUGAAAAUUAUACUUCUAUCAACAUUUGGCAAGAAGAGAAACCCUGGGCUGAAAAUUCCUAAAGAAGCGUUUGAACAACCACAGACAAGCUCUACGCCCCCUAGAGAUUUAGACUCCAAAGCCUGCAUCUCUAUUGGCGAGAAGAACUUUGAAGUGAAGGCUGAUGACCUGGAGCCAAUCUCUGAACUGGGCCGAGGUGCAUACGGGGUGGUGGAGAAGAUGCGGCACAUGCCUAGCGCACAGAUCAUGGCGGUGAAGCGGAUCCGAGCCACAGUGAAUAGCCAGGAGCAGAAGAGGUUACUGAUGGACUUGGACAUCUCCAUGAGGACGGUAGACUGCCACUUCACAGUCACUUUCUAUGGUGCACUCUUUCGAGAGGGAGAUGUGUGGAUUUGCAUGGAGCUGAUGGAUACCUCAUUGGACAAAUUCUACAAACACGUCAUUGACAAAGGCUUGACGAUUCCUGAAGACAUCUUAGGGAAAAUAGCCGUCUCUAUUGUAAAAGCACUAGAACAUCUACAUAGUAAGCUCUCCGUAAUUCACAGAGAUGUAAAGCCCUCUAAUGUGUUGAUCAAUACACUGGGGCAGGUGAAAAUGUGCGAUUUUGGAAUUAGCGGUUACCUCGUUGACUCUGUUGCUAAAACCAUGGAUGCAGGAUGCAAGCCCUACAUGGCUCCUGAAAGAAUCAACCCCGAGCUAAACCAGAAGGGAUACAGCGUCAAAUCGGAUAUCUGGAGUCUGGGAAUCACCAUGAUCGAGCUGGCGAUCCUGCGGUUUCCGUAUGACUCCUGGGGGACGCCGUUCCAGCAGCUCAAACAGGUGGUGGAGGAGCCGUCGCCGCAGCUUCCGGCGGACAAGUUCUCAGCAGAGUUUGUUGAUUUUACCUCACAGUGCUUGAAGAAGAAUUCCAAAGAACGGCCAACAUACCCAGAGCUUAUGCAACACCCUUUCUUCACCCAGCACGAAUCCAAAGAGACAGACGUGGCUUCUUUUGUAAAACACAUCCUGGGAGACUGAGAAAUGGACUUGUACAUGAUUUGCCCUUCUGUGGACUGACUCCAAGCUGUUUUGAUUGAUUGUCUUCAGCUGCAGCAAAAGUCCAGCCAGCCAGCUUAUAGAGCUGGUUCCAGCGUCAGUUCUCACUUGAAAAACAUGACAUUUAAAACCAGCCUUUGGUUUUCCUGCAUAUGGAUCUGAUGCUUUCGUUAAAGAUCGGUUUUGCCUCGUUUCUCUUGGAUAUAAGUCUCAUUUGGAUACCACAUUCCCUUGACCUCAAGCACCUUUAUUCCAGUGCCAUGGUAACUGACGGGUUGAAUUUAUGUGAUACCGUCAAAGAUCAGUAUUAACAGCAGAUACUAAUAUCCUCAGCGUUUUCCAACAGAAAACUAAUGUCAGUGUUGUAUGCAGUUAGCAACCCUAUAAACUGAAUCGUGCAUGGCUCAACACUACAGGUCGAGUGUUUUCUUUUAUGCUUUUUACUCUUGUGAUGUUUGGUUCAUCCAAACUCUUCUUAGUUUAAUGACAUUAAAACAAAAAAGAAGGAAUAUUGAAAAGAAACAGUCACCCCAUUCCUCUGUCUGAUGUUCAAAAGCCUGAGUCUCUGCUGCCUUUCACCUUGGGUAGGUGAUUCACUUGAAUCAUUGCAGAUGACACCAUACGGGUGGUGUGACUGGGAAAUUCUGGUUGAGCAGCAUUAUGCACCCAUUUUGCCCAGUAUAAAUGACCGUGCUAGGUGUGGGUGAGUGGAGAAAUCUGAUUUGCUCUGUAUCUCCGCAUCCAUCUUGGGCAACUAUCAAAACAAAGCUUGUAAUAUCUGGGGAUCAUUUGACACCUGCUAUAAGUACUGUACCACAGGUAGCCUUGGAGGAAGCAUGACCUAGUGGUGUGAGCACAAGUCUGGGAGCCAGGAUUCCUUAAGCGCUUAGAUUACCAUUGUGAUGGCUCUUUUACUAACACUGUGGUAGUGGGCAGGUGUGUAAUCUCUGCUGUGGUUUCCCCAUCUGUAAAAAUAGAGAUAACUCCACCUGCCAAGAUGAGUGUGUUGAGGGUUAAUUGUGUGGCUCAUGCAGUGAAGGUAAUAACUGGAGAUAUACCAAUCUCCUAGAACUGGAAGG
This is a messenger RNA of Mauremys reevesii (Reeves's turtle), 2129 nucleotides long. RefSeq names its product mitogen-activated protein kinase kinase 6 (gene MAP2K6). The record is from RefSeq and is a predicted model, not a curated record. Gene Ontology annotation, biological process: MAPK cascade; protein phosphorylation. The transcript has 13 exons. Lineage: Eukaryota; Metazoa; Chordata; Testudines; Geoemydidae. Bases 16 to 1032 code for a protein of 338 amino acids. Gene Ontology annotation, molecular function: ATP binding; MAP kinase kinase activity.